AUGGCCAAACCAACUCCCCUCUCUGCAGCCAAAAUCUCCCUCAGUGCCUUCAAUGAAGUGCUCAGAAGAUAUCCCGCCUGCAUCCAAGCCAUCUCGCAGGACAAAGGAGCCAAACCAGGCCAAAAGACACUGGCAGAGUUAGAUGAGUACCGCUAUGACGAAGCAGUCAGAGCCUUUGGUCCCGAAAAGGCAGGCACUAAAUCCAUGGGGAUUGAUGAGGUCAAGACCUUGGUCGAAUGGAAGCUUCGUCAUGGCAAGUUCCGCCCAACCCUGAUGAAACUCGUGUCGUCCAAUGACCCCGAUCUGGUUCAGACAACCGUACAAGAUGCCAUCAAGCUGUAUCGGGACAAGUCAGACAUAUCCGGAGCCCUAGGUAUCCUGACCAAGCUAAAAGGUAUCGGCCCGGCUACUGCGUCAUUGCUCCUGGCGGUGCAUGAUUCAGAUCAUGUUAUCUUCUUCGCCGAUGAGGCCUUCUACUGGCUCUGCGGAGACGGUAAUAAGGUGCCCCUCAAGUAUAACGUCAAGGAAUACGACUCCUUGUGCGACAAAUCUCGAGCGCUAUCUCAACGGCUUGGAGUCAAAGCCAUUGACAUUGAACGUGUAGCUUUUGUUCUUAUGCAGCAAGAAAGUGGGGAUGUAGCAGCCGCAAGUGCUACCCUUGAUCCCACGCCGCCGGUCAGCAGCGUUGCCAAGGUGACGCCCCCCAAGAUCAAGAGGAAGGCCACUGAUGGCGAUACCAAAGAGCCUGAGCAAUCCGUGAGACGCUCGAAACGCACAAGACGCACCUAG
This is a messenger RNA of Sordaria macrospora k-hell, 789 nucleotides long. RefSeq lists its product as uncharacterized. Lineage: Eukaryota; Fungi; Ascomycota; Sordariomycetes; Sordariales; Sordariaceae. The record is from RefSeq and is a predicted model, not a curated record.